ACAGCAGCUCUACCCCUCACGACGCAGACAUGGCAGCGCAGAAGGACCAGCAGAAAGAUGCCGAGGCGGAAGGGCUGAGCGGCACGACCCUGCUGCCGAAGCUGAUUCCCUCCGGUGCAGGCCGGGAGUGGCUGGAGCGGCGCCGCGCGACCAUCCGGCCCUGGAGCACCUUCGUGGACCAGCAGCGCUUCUCACGGCCCCGCAACCUGGGAGAGCUGUGCCAGCGCCUCGUACGCAACGUGGAGUACUACCAGAGCAACUAUGUGUUCGUGUUCCUGGGCCUCAUCCUGUACUGUGUGGUGACGUCCCCUAUGUUGCUGGUGGCUCUGGCUGUCUUUUUCGGCGCCUGUUACAUUCUCUAUCUGCGCACCUUGGAGUCCAAGCUUGUGCUCUUUGGCCGAGAGGUGAGCCCAGCGCAUCAGUAUGCUCUGGCUGGAGGCAUCUCCUUCCCCUUCUUCUGGCUGGCUGGUGCGGGCUCGGCCGUCUUCUGGGUGCUGGGAGCCACCCUGGUGGUCAUCGGCUCCCACGCUGCCUUCCACCAGAUUGAGGCUGUGGACGGGGAGGAGCUGCAGAUGGAACCCGUGUGAGGUGUCUUCUGGGACCUGCCGGCCUCCCGGGCCAGCUGCCCCACCCCUGCCCAUGCCUGUCCUGCACGGCUCUGCUGCUCGGGCCCACAGCGCCGUCCCAUCACAAGCCCGGGGAGGGAUCCCGCCUUUGAAAAUAAAGCUGUUAUGGGUGUCAUUCAGGAAA
Molecule: messenger RNA, 750 nt
Organism: Homo sapiens (human)
Lineage: Eukaryota; Metazoa; Chordata; Mammalia; Primates; Hominidae
Gene: RABAC1
Product: Rab acceptor 1
Exons: 5
Coding region: 30-587 (185 amino acids)
Cellular component (GO): synaptic vesicle; membrane; glutamatergic synapse
Molecular function (GO): proline-rich region binding; GTPase binding
Source: RefSeq, marked validated